UGGAUAGAUAGCGAAAGAAAGAAAGAAGGUGAGAUCAUCAGCGGACGUCCGACAGCAGUGCUGACUGUGACGCUCCUGCCAGGAUAAAUACCAGUCCAGCAGAACACCAGCCAACAAGACAACCACCUGCAGCUCCUCAAACAGUAGAGUACCAUCAGACCUCCAGGUUGCACCUUUCAACCUGAACCUCCUGCAGAGCCUGAGGAUCCUACAGACACAGUGUGCAAUAGUCACAAAACAUCCAGAACCGAAUAAGAACCCAAAAGGACAACGAAGAAGCAAAAGAAUCCAAACUGUCAGCAUGUUUUCAACGUCAGACUGCUCCAAAGUGACGGUUGCCUGCAUGGUGGCAAUGAUGAUGAUGAUGAUGAUGAUGACGGAGGCAGCAGCCAUGCCGAAAGGAGGUGGUUCAUCAAAGCACUCAGCAAAGCACACAGGACACAGGAAGCCCUCUGAUGGUGCAGCGGUAGAAACAGUCCCCCUGCAGCUUGACCCCAAUGCUUUGGUUCCCACCAAAAACCUCAGGCCCCUGGAGAACUCCUCCAUCUCCCCGUGGACAUACAACAUCUCCCACGAUGAAUCUCUGUUCCCUCCAAUGCUGUCAGAGGCUCGUUGUUUGCUGAACGGCUGUCUCGACUCAGAGGGCAGAGAGGACCCGAACCUGGAGUCCAGACCCAUCAUGCACCAGGUGCUGCUGCUGCGCCGUGUCCGGUCGGUGGGCUCAGGGGUGGGGAACAGCUACCACUACCGACUGGAGUCCCGCCUCAUUGCCGUGGGCUGCACCUGCGUCAGACCCAUCGUCCAACAACAACAAUGAAGACCAGCAGAGGCCAGACCAGCUACUGGGUUAGUCUGAUGCAAACAGCAUCAGACCAGGACUGCCAAAACAAAAAUUUAGAAAAGAAAAAUACACAAUAUACAAAUACAUAUAGACAGACUUCUGUCAUAUUAUAAAUAUGUACUAUUAACAUUAUUAUAUUAAGCUAAUUUAUAAAGCACAACAACAAGUUACAAAGUGCUUCUCUAAUAGACCAAUAAAUCAAAAAAGAUGAAACAGAGCAAUUUUUUUAUUAUUAAAGUAAACACCAACGUUGCUGCAAUGGAUUUAUUUUGGCAGAGAGAGAUCCAUAAUGGGAAGAAAUCUGACUAAAGGAAAAGCAAGAUGUAGAUUUGGGAGUCGUCUGCAUAGAAUCAAAUAUCAUGCUUUGAAAUCCUGAACCGAAAAUGUAAAAUGUGUCUGGAGAAUAAUAGGACCAAAUUCAUUUCCCUCAUUACUGUGAUUGUAAGUCACAAUUGUUUGUUAGUCCAGAACUUCAGAGUUAAGACAUCACACUGGCCAGUAACUCCAGCUUUUCAUAUUUAAUUUGAUUGGAUGUGAGGUGAAGGUCUUCCUCAGUGAGUUUGAAUAUUUAUUUAUGUCACUUACAUGCUGCUCUGUGAUCCGCUGGAUGUCAGAUUCAAUUAUUUGAUUUAAUUUUUCCUUUAAAUGUUUUGCAUUUUCUUGAAUUUCUGUGUUUACAUUUGUCUCUAACUACACAGUGGAGCUAAAGUUAAAAAAGCAAAAAGAUUAUUAUGGAUGUGUUUCAUAUAUUAUGUUCUAUUUAUGGUUUUAGUUUAUUUAAAUUACAUUUUAUUUAAGUGUGUUGAUCUUCAGUAGGUAUUUAUUGGUUAUUUUAU
This is a messenger RNA of Dicentrarchus labrax (European seabass), 1677 nucleotides long. RefSeq names its product interleukin 17a/f1 (gene il17a/f1). The record is from RefSeq and is a predicted model, not a curated record. The transcript is spliced from 3 exons. NCBI's taxonomy places the organism in Eukaryota, Metazoa, Chordata, Actinopteri, Moronidae. Gene Ontology annotation, biological process: inflammatory response. The coding region runs from base 302 to 817 and encodes 171 amino acids. Gene Ontology annotation, molecular function: cytokine activity. Gene Ontology annotation, cellular component: extracellular region.